GUCUGAUCGAACCAUCGUCACCAGCACUGCUUUGUCGCAACCAUGUGCCCUGGACCAGCCCUUCACCUAAGUUGUAGCGUGCGCACAUGCAUGUACUGCGGGACCGUACAGCGGCAGAUAUUUGUGCGACAUCUUUCCAGCUGGCGAACCUCAGAGCCUCUGCAUGCACAGCCGGAAGAUUCAGGACUAAUACGUACAUCCUUACAAUUAUCAACCGUUACCCUGCAAGUUCGUCCCAAGCGGCGGAUGUAGUACGGGCGAAUACUGAAACUUAUACACCGACAUAUGGCCAUCCACCAAUGACGAGCUCGGGUGUGGGAGGGUCUGUUUCAAUGUCUCAGGGAAACGGUAUUUCCCGAAAAUUUGAAGGUGUAGUCCCGGAUGGCCGACAUUUCUCCAGCAGUAAUGCAGCAUUUCCUAAAUCUGAUAUCGUCGUGUUUGUUGUCGUCGCUAUCUUGAAGUGGCUCUUCUUGUGUGCAUCCCCGCACCUGUCAGGACAUGUACACCGCAAAUCCGACUCAUUGGAAUUGGUAAGAGUGUAAUUCGUGAAAUUGGGGAUGACCCAAUCAGUUAUUCAAUUAUCCGCCUUGAAGCCUCGAUGGAGUCAGACUUGGAUCAAUGCCGU
Guyanagaster necrorhizus is the source of this 625-nucleotide messenger RNA. RefSeq lists its product as uncharacterized. The coding region runs from base 87 to 542 and encodes 151 amino acids. The record is from RefSeq and is a predicted model, not a curated record. The transcript is spliced from 2 exons. NCBI's taxonomy places the organism in Eukaryota, Fungi, Basidiomycota, Agaricomycetes, Agaricales, Physalacriaceae.